Molecule: messenger RNA, 2037 nt
Organism: Morus notabilis
Lineage: Eukaryota; Viridiplantae; Streptophyta; Magnoliopsida; Rosales; Moraceae
Product: probable glycosyltransferase At5g03795
Exons: 4
Coding region: 114-1763 (549 amino acids)
Molecular function (GO): glycosyltransferase activity
Source: RefSeq, a predicted model, not a curated record
AAGAAAAUAAAGAGAGAGAAACUAGAGAGAGAGAGAGAGAGAGAGAGUAAUACUAACAUGCUUGUAAACAAAAGCUGUGAGAGAGAAAGAAAGAGAAGGUAGCUAGCUCUGCCAUGGGGAAUCAUAGUACUAACAAAAGAUUGUUUGCAUGUAGGUCCUUACCAUCCUCUUCUUAUUACUCAUCAAAAACACUAAUUUUGUUGGUUGUGAUUAUAUUUCCUCUGGUGGUGGUUUCUGGGAUAUUUUCAUUUUUGGGUCCAAAAUCCUCAAACUCAUGGGUUUUCAUCCCAAACUACCCUUGGCUUUGGAGCUCUGUGUCUUCUUCUCCUACUAGUAGUACUUCUGAAGUUUCUUUAAGGUCAAACAUGGUGGUGGAUAUUGUGAACAACAAUAAGGAAGAAGCUAUUUCUGAUGAUUCUUUGUUUAAUCGUUCUUCUUCUCCACCACUUGCCAUAGAAGCAAUUUCUCCAUCACCUUCUCAAGAACAUUCUAAUGAUACCAAAGAAAAUAGCUUCAACAUUUCGGCGAGUGAACCCCAAAUUGUUGUUCCAUUGGUGAAUGAAUCUCGUGUUGUUCCCUUGGUAAAAGCAAGACGGCAUAGAGAAUAUUCCGAUUUAGAGCGGCUUGAAGCCCGCCUAAUGAAAGCUCGAUCCGCAAUUAGUGAAGCUAAGGUUGGGAAUGAGACGCAAGAUCCUGAAUAUGUUCCAACGGGUCCAAUGUAUUGGAAUUCCAAAGCCUUCCACAGGAGCUACAUAGAAAUGGAAAAGGAGUUCAAGGUAUUUGUGUAUGAAGAAGGCGAGCCUCCAUUGUUCCACAAUGGCCCUUGCAAGAGCAUAUACUCCAUGGAGGGAAACUUCAUCCAUGAAAUCGAGAUGAACAGCCAGUUUCGAACCAAAGAUCCGAACAAAGCGCACGUUUUUUUCCUCCCAUUCAGCGUGACAAUGUUGGUCCGAUACGUAUACGUCCGCGACUCCCACGAUUUCCAUCCCAUCAAGCAGACCGUCAUAGACUAUGUCAAUGUCGUUUCGGAAAAGCAUCCCUUUUGGAAUCGUAGCCUUGCAGCUGAUCAUUUUAUGCUUUCCUGCCAUGAUUGGGGGCCGGAAGCUUCCAGAUCCAAUCGAUUUUUACACCAAAACUCGAUAAGAGUUCUAUGCAAUGCGAACACCUCGGAGGGUUUUAACCCCUCCAAGGAUGUCUCCUUCCCGGAAAUCAACCUCCUAAGUGGCGCGACCGACGGCUUACUAGGCGGCCCAUCAGCGUCUCGCCGUCCCAAUCUUGCUUUCUUUGCCGGAGGAGUUCACGGACCAAUCAGACCUAUACUCCUAGAGCACUGGGAGAACAAAGACGAGGACAUGAAAAUCCAGCAGUACCUCCCCAAGGGGGUCUCUUACUACGAUAUGCUUAGAAAGAGCAAAUACUGCAUUUGCCCGAGCGGGUACGAGGUGGCAAGCCCGAGAAUCGUGGAGGCGAUCUACACGGGCUGCGUUCCCGUGCUUAUCUCCGACCACUACGUCCCGCCGUUCAGCGAUGUCUUGAACUGGAAAUCGUUCUCCGUCGAGGUCCCGGUGAAGGACAUUCCCAACCUGAAGACAAUCCUAAUGAGCAUAUCUCCAAGGCAGUACAUAAGAAUGCAGAGGAGAGUGCUAAAAGUGAGGAGACACUUUGAGGUCAAUUCUCCGCCUAAGAGGUUUGAUGUAUUUCACAUGAUUCUUCAUUCCGUUUGGCUCAGAAGACUUAAUAUCAGAAUUCAUGAUGAUCAAUAAAAUCAUGAAUAUCUAAUUUGAAGGCUGUGAUCAUGUUUGGUUGAUGAGGGUGAUACAUGAGAUUCUUUUUUUUCCUUUGUGUGCAAUCUAGUUGAAUUGAUGUACAAUAAUAUAAGGUUUCAGUUGUGCACUAAUGUGGAUGUAAUGAUCUGCUAUAGUGCAUGUACAAUAUUCCUUAUGGUGCGAGGCUUAGCGAGUUGUAUUGUAUAAAUCUGUGUUGUAAAUUUUUAUUUUUAUUUUUUUGAAUUGCAAAUGAAGUGAUUGUUUUGUUAGG